Messenger RNA from Strongylus vulgaris, 480 nucleotides. The record is from the annotation of a GenBank genome assembly. Lineage: Eukaryota; Metazoa; Nematoda; Chromadorea; Rhabditida; Strongylidae.
AUGACAUUGGUCAUUGUCAUCUUUGUGUCACUAAUCAGUGCAUUGUAUUGGGGAGUCUACUUCAAGGAUGGCUGUGAUUUUUACUUUGAUCAUGUUUCCCGCGUUUGGUCAUUUGGAGACGAGCCUUGUAGCGUCUGGCUAUCUUUUCAUAUUGACAUGGGUUACAAUGUUUGUCUAUUCAUAUUUAUUGGUAUCAUCGACAUUUUUACGCUAUUGCAGUUAAGGUCAAUGACAAAGAACGCAUUGUCUUUCUCACCACAUGACAGCAAGCAAAAUAGUGAUAUCACAACAAAUAGGCGAAGGAAGGAAGUGUUAUUCUUCUCUCAGGUCGAGACAAAAAUGAUUCUUAUCGGUUUUAACCCGGAAAUUCGUCGACAUCUUGUAAAUUUCCGGGAUAUAUCGAGAUCAUUGCACGAUCAGGUUACCCAUGUUACCACCAUGAAACAGCAACCACCUACUGCUCUUUUCAAGAAGUCCUGA